GGAGUGGGUGUUUCUGCUUCGGCACAGCUCCCGGCCUGAACCUGGAAAAUGCUGCUGGCGCCCCAGGAAGGGUCCUCCUCAAGGAAGAGGACGGGGCUGAGUCGCUGGAAACAAUUAACAAGGAAGCUGAGUCCCAAGCCUGCUUUUGACUCUGGCAAUGUGGGACACUGGAUUGAGAGAGUGGAGAAAGCCUCAGAAUUUGGAAUUUCAAAAUCAUUUUCAGCUGGAAAUUCAGAUUUAUCCAGAAGUCUUUGGGGCCAAAUGAUAGAUUUGGAAACAUCUGAGCAAAUAGAGGAUCAUGAUGAAAUCUAUGCAGAAGCUCAGGAGCUGGUCAAUGACUGGUUAGACACCAAACUCAAGCAAGAACUAGCAAGUGAUGGGGAAGCUGAAGACACUGUAUCCAGUGUCCCUCCUGUGUUAGAAGCCAGUGGUCAUUUGAAAUAUGACAGGUUUGAUGAUUUAUGUGGCUACUUGGAGGAAGAAGAGGAAAGUAGCACUGUUCAAAAAUUUAUAGACCAUCUGCUCCAUAAAAAUGUGGUGGAUUCUGGGAUGUUGGAAGAUAUCGAAAUGAGUGGAAACCACGACAAGAAGCAGCAGAAGGAUCCUCGUCUUACCAUGGAGAUAAGACAUAAGCAGGUAAAAGAAAAUCGCUUAAGACGGGAGAAAGAACUGGAGCGCCAGAGAAUUGAAAAGACCCUGAAAAAAUCUGCCUUCUUAGAGGCUCAGUAUCUGGUGCAAGAAGAGAAGAGAAGGAAGGCUCUGGAGGCCAAGAAAGAAGAGGAGGCAAUUCAGAGGGAGAUGGUAAAGCUGCGGAGGGAGAUAAUUGAGAGGAGGCACACAGUGCAAGAAGCAUGGAAAAUAGAGAAGAAAAAGCAAGAAGAAAGUUCUCCAAAAUAUCCAGAAAAAGGCAUGUUUCAAGAUGUUCAUACUCUUCUGGAGGAAGAAAAAAUGGCAAAAGAAAGAAAGAAGAAACUGAAAGAGUUCUUAAUCCAAACUUACAAGGAAAAUCACCAGUGUCAAACGCGCUAUUUCUCUGCCUGGCACAAGCUGAUUCUUGAAAACAAGAUUAAGCUGGGGAAAGCUGGAACUCUUUCCGACUGGAAGUUUCAACUGAAGAUCCUGAAGGCCUGGAGAGACUACACGAGAUCUCGGAGGCUGGAGCGGGAGACACAAGCCAUGGAGCAUGAGCUCAGGGAAGAAAACAGAAAACAACAACUGGCCGCUGAGUAUAACAGGAAGCACGUUCUCCAGCACCACUUUACAGAAUGGCAGCAUUGGCAUCACCGGAAGCAAGUUCUCCGCCACCACUUUACAGAAUGGCAGCAUUGGCAUCGUGCAGAGAUCCUAAAGAGAGAGCUGGCUCUAACCAAGGAGGAAACAAGGAAGAAAAUGGGUGAGCUGUUGAAGGCAGCAUCACUAGGAAAACUCAGUGCAGCUGGGUCAGUAGGCACCAGUCUGCUCAAGAAGGCAACAGCCACAGUGGAGCCACCUACAGGAGAGGUGACUGCCGGCCCCCUUUUGCGGGAAAAGCCUCACUCAGAGAGCAGUGAUUGCAUGCCUAGCCCCCACCUGGGAAGACCAACAAAGAGCACCUUGCAAGUUCCCCUCCAGAAUGUCCCUCUGAACACCUCUGACAAUAAGCCGAACAAGACCUUGGAUGUUGAGGCCUCCCAGCAGCCUGACAGCGACAAGAAGCUCAGAACCACCAGCCAGAAAGCAAAGCCCAUUUGCAUGGGCCGUUUCCACAAUCGCCAUGUCUUCCAGCAGCAGCUGAUUGAGAAGCAAAAGAAGAAACUUCAGGAACAGCACAAAACAAUUCUGGAGCUGAAGGAAAGCCAGAGGCUGGCGCAGGCUCGGUGGGCAGCAGAGCGCGAUGCAGCCCUCAUGGACACACAGAGCCACCUGCUGUCAAACCCCAGAGAAGAAGAACCUGAAAGAACCUGCCAGGUGCUUUCAAAUUCUCCUGUUGCUUCCCCUGGGACUGAAGGUAGUAGAAGCAACUCCCAAAAUUAUCUUUCUGGACCCAGAAGGAACCCAAGGAAGCUGAUGGCACCCCAUCCCAUACUUAAAGCCAUGGAAGAGAGAGCAGCUCAGCGAGCUGAACGUAGGCGGAUCUUGGCAGAGAAGAAACAAAAACAAGAAGAGGAAAAAUUGGCCCAGUUAAAGGCCCAAGAGGAGGAGCGGCAGAAGAGGGAGGCAGAAGAAAAGGAGGCUCAACUGGAGAAAAAACGAGAAGAGAAGAGACUGAAGAAAAUGAAAGAACUGGAGCAGCAGAAGAGAAUUAAGAGGAACCAGCAGCUGGAAGCAAUAGCCAAAGAUCAUUAUGAAAGGGUGUUGCUAAGGAAAAAAGGUCUGGAGCCUUGGAAGAGAUUGAGAAUGCAAAGCAAGCAAAACAUCCAGGUAUAG
Messenger RNA from Myotis lucifugus (little brown bat), 2406 nucleotides. RefSeq names its product coiled-coil domain containing 191 (gene CCDC191). Gene Ontology annotation, molecular function: phosphatase binding. The coding region runs from base 49 to 2406 and encodes 785 amino acids. The transcript is spliced from 14 exons. The record is from RefSeq and is a predicted model, not a curated record. NCBI's taxonomy places the organism in Eukaryota, Metazoa, Chordata, Mammalia, Chiroptera, Vespertilionidae.